UGUGUUUGCAUGUUCCUCUCUCGGGAAACAGCGGGGACGGAGAGGUGGAAUGGAAUCGGGACAUUUGGGAGGUUCAUAGCCUAUACCGUACGACAAAAUCGGUCAAAUACAUAACGGUUCUGUUUUCUUCGAUGCGAGUCGAGGCUGGUCGAAGGACUUUCGAUCGGUCCAUAUGUUUUUGUCCGUUUCCUAAUUACUGUUACGCGCGGCACGCAGCACCGCAGAGACCACUCGGACAGAGGGUCUUUGGCCAGUUCGUCAUCGCGUUCGUAGGUGUGAGAAUCUCGGUAUGCUUGGAAGAUUAUUAGUCUAUGCUGUGGGGAAUAUUUACAGGCUAUUUUGAGACAUUAGUAUUUGAAGGUCCCCUAUAUACUUGUUGAUGUGUUAUUUUAAAGAAUAGUGAACAUAUAGUGAAAGAGAAUAGAACGUCUUUUUUUGUCACGGACCGCAUCGCUGCGCGUCACCGAGUCCAGACAAAAGCGUUCAGCUCCACAGGGUACAAUUACAAAGGUAGCAGAGGAUGGGAAAAUAAAGCUUUGUCAUUGGCUGAGCUGACAGCAAGACCGUUGUCACUCCCAGAUUGGUCUAAAUUCCCUCCUCCGCUCACACAAACACAGAUACACACAGAUACAAACGCAACAUGUCCGCUGCCCUGGACCUCACUGGCCCAUCUUCCCCAGAGCAGCAGAGGAGCAGCAGCAGGAUCCUCAGUGAGCCCCUCAGGAGGAGCCUGAAGCAGAGCACUCACCCCUACACUCUCUCCCAGUACAUCUCCAGUAGCACCUCCAGACUGACCCACCACACCUCCAGAGACAUGGAUGUCCGGGCCCUUCUCCACCCCACCGCAGCCCAGCACAUGGUCACCCAGCCUGGGCACACCAAACCCCGCCGGGCCCCCUGCCGCACAGAUCUCUGGGAGUCCCCCAGUGGACUUCACCUGGCCCAUGCCGCAGAGCUGCUGAUGCGGGCGGGCAUGUUGACGCUGACCCCCACCACGGAGCAGAGUCAUCUGGGGCUGGGGGCCAGGGAGGCAGCCGUGGACGGGGAAGGCGGGUCCGGGACUGAGGAGGACUCUGUGGGCUGCGUGACUGACUUCCUUCCCCUGCUCGGGGCCUGGUUCCCCCUUAACCCCGGUCUCCUUCCUCUGACAGCGGGGGCGGGGUUCCUGAUGGGGGGAGGUGGCGGUGUAGCCGCACGGGGCGUGUCCAGGGGACGAGAGGGCAUGGACGGGUCACAGGGCGAGAGCUCGUCCCCCGGGGGCGGAGCCGGAAGGAGGAAAAGGAAACGUUGCGGCGAGUGCGUGCCAUGUAGACGCAGGACAAACUGUGAACAGUGUAACAGCUGUCGCAACCGCAAGACCGGCCACCAGAUCUGUAAAUACAGGAAGUGUGAGGAGCUCAAGAGGAAGCCAGUCACAGGGCUGGAGGCAAGAGGUUCAGACUGCACCACAGGCGUCCUGCGUAGGCCCACUGGAGACAUGGACCACCUCAACAGCAUGUAAUACAACACUUCUGACAAUCAAAGUACUCCACGAAGAACAAAGGGUAUGGCAAUGUACAAUACAGCAUUUGUGAUCUUUUGAUCUAACAAAAGGAUAUGGUAGCCUGCUGUUUAUGUCCUGAAAACUAUUCAGUUCAAGUCUGUAUUCCAUUCUGGGUGCUAUUGUGUAAAGCCUUUUGGGAUUUUCAGACAAGUUGUUGCUUCUAGUGUGUCGUCAUGUGAAUAAUGAUAAUAAUUUUAUAUUCAUCUCAAUAAUGUCUGAAUGAGAACACAUACAAUGUACAUUUCUUACAUACUGCAUCUGUUUGCCUUCUUAUUAAAAGAAAAUAAAU
Molecule: messenger RNA, 1832 nt
Organism: Hypomesus transpacificus
Lineage: Eukaryota; Metazoa; Chordata; Actinopteri; Osmeriformes; Osmeridae
Gene: cxxc5b
Product: CXXC finger protein 5b
Exons: 2
Coding region: 641-1501 (286 amino acids)
Cellular component (GO): nucleus
Molecular function (GO): methyl-CpG binding; zinc ion binding
Source: RefSeq, a predicted model, not a curated record